Molecule: messenger RNA, 1683 nt
Organism: Ceratitis capitata (Mediterranean fruit fly)
Lineage: Eukaryota; Metazoa; Arthropoda; Insecta; Diptera; Tephritidae
Gene: Ppox
Product: protoporphyrinogen oxidase
Exons: 1
Coding region: 133-1566 (477 amino acids)
Biological process (GO): heme biosynthetic process
Cellular component (GO): mitochondrial inner membrane
Molecular function (GO): protoporphyrinogen oxidase activity, oxygen as acceptor
Source: RefSeq, a predicted model, not a curated record
GAAAGCUGAUUGUCUUACAGCUGUCAGAGAUUAGUUUUAUUUCUUACGAAUUUAUUUUAUUCAAAAAUAAUUUUCGUCAAUUAAGUUCGCUCUAAAGUCGUUUUCAUAACAGUAUUAUUUUAUUAUACCAUAAUGACCGCUGUUUUAGGCGCUGGCAUCAGUGGCCUAUCGGCUGCUUAUUAUAUGCUGCAAAGAUUCGGAUAUCCUGCAACAAUAUAUGAAGCCUCUAAUCGUGUCGGUGGUUGGAUACGCACAGAGAGGCAUAGAGAUAAAGGUUUCUUAUUUGAAGUGGGUCCACGCACAAUUCGACCAAAGGGUAUUCCAGGUGCGAAUACGUUACAAUUAAUCGAAGAAUUAAAUUUGCCGGUCGAUCCCAUUAAAUCAUGGCAACCUGCUGCCAAAAACCGGAUGAUAUAUGCCAAGGGUCAACUUUGCCUGCUGCCCAAUAGUCUGAGUGGAAUUUUUAAAACAUUACCGCCAUUUAGCAAGCCACUUAUAAGUCAAAUUAAACAAGAUUUAACUGCAGGUAAAAAGAAGUUAAAAUUUGCAGAUGAAUCUAUUUAUGAUUUUGUAGAAAGGCGUUUCGGCACUGAGUUGGCCACCUAUGCUAUUAGUCCGAUGAUAUGUGGCAUUUGUGCUGGUGAUGCAAAGGAAAUAAGUGUACGUUUUCUAAUGAAUGACUUGUUUGAAAAGGAACAGAAGUGGGGUGGCAUAAUAAAAGGCGUAAUAUUUGAGAAACUUUUUGGAAAAAAUGAAAAACCCGUUAGCAAGGGUAUUUUCGCAGAAGCAAUGCCAAAGUUGUACGAUAAGGCGCGCCAGGAAAAAUGGAGUAUGUACAGAGUGCCGGAUGGCAUAGAAACGUUGCCACGUACACUACGUGAUCAUUUGCAGAGUAAAGAGAUUGAUAUCCAGUUUUCAGCAGAAUGUCGAGAGAUAACGUUCACACGUGAUGGCGCUAAAAUGAAUAUUAAAGGACGUGACAUUUAUCCAGAGCAUAUUAUCUCUUCAAUUCCUUCUUAUAAACUAGCAACUUGUGUGAAAAAUCAGCAUCCUUCUUUGGCAGCUUUACUCAUGUCUAUACCAUAUGUAGAUGUGGCUGUAGUUAACUUACAAUAUAAUGUACAGGAGUUGUUCAAAAUGAAAGCUUUUGGCUUUUUAGUACCACCUAUUGAGCGCCUACCCAUACUUGGUGUCAUCUUCGAUAGUUGUUGUUUCGAUAUGGAAGGUAAUACGAUACUUACGGUUAUGAUGGGUGGACGUUGGUUUAAAGAAAAUUUUGGCAAAGACCCAACACCGAAGCAGUUAUUGGACACAGCUUUACAGCAUUUAGAAUUAGUCAUGGGUAUCAAGGAGGAACCACGCUUCACGCGGGUGCACGUACUAAAGAAAUGUAUCCCUCAGUAUACGGUGGGACAUAAACAACGUGUUGCCGACAUACGACGAUAUAUAAAUCAGUACAAACUGCCAAUUUCAUUGUGUGGAGCAGCAUAUGAUGGCGUUGGUAUUAAUGACGUUAUAUUGUCAGCACGUACACAAGUUGAGUCCCUGAACAUCUCAGAGGUAUAGCUCCUUUAACUUGACAGGUGUUGACGUUAUUAAUAAAUAUGGAUUGUUAUCAACUUUGUUAUAAUAAUUUUUAUAUUGUAUAUUUUUGAUGAAUAAACGAAGGUUUAAUAGUGUAAA